Molecule: messenger RNA, 1329 nt
Organism: Aaosphaeria arxii CBS 175.79
Lineage: Eukaryota; Fungi; Ascomycota; Dothideomycetes; Pleosporales
Product: carbohydrate-binding module family 35 protein
Exons: 4
Coding region: 1-1329 (442 amino acids)
Biological process (GO): carbohydrate metabolic process
Molecular function (GO): hydrolase activity, hydrolyzing O-glycosyl compounds
Source: RefSeq, a predicted model, not a curated record
AUGCUGGUAAAACAGACUUUACUUGCGCUCAGCGGAGGGAUUGCUAUAGUCCACGCUGCAAAUUCAUGGAUUGUUCCCGGAGCAGCAUGGAUGUCGACGUCCAACACCAAGAUUGACGCUCAUGGCGGAAUGGUUAUCAAGGAAGGGGAUACCUUCUACUGGAUUGGACAGGCUGCAAGUCACGAGGUUCAACCUUACUUGUAUACGUCGAAGAAUCUCCUAGAUUGGGAGCCUUCGAACAACCCAAAGAACACCGUGAAGUGGAUGUGGCGUCCCAAGCUCGCGAAGCCUAAUGGCUCAUGGUGGAUGUACGGGCAAAUUGACCGGAACGUGCAAGCGCUUAAGUCGACCUCUAUUGCCGGUAACUAUGCGCUCUCCGGCUCAAAGGUCACAUUGCCGCCGAAUAGCUACACCUACUCUGACACUGGCAUGUUCUACGACGAAGCCGACCAGACCUGGUACCUCCUCACCUCUGCCGACCACAACAACGUCCAGAUCAACAAGAUCAACAGCGACGGCACUAUCGGCUCCCGUGUGAACCUGCUCGCCAAGGGCGCCUACGAAGCCCCCGGGAUACUCAAGGUCAACGGCAUAUACUACCUGAUCGUCUCCGGCAAGACAGGCUGGCGCAGCAAUCCCAACUCCAUGUUCUGGACUGACAAGCUCAACGGCGGAAGCUGGAACGGGCCGUACGGGAUUGCCCCCGAAGACAAGAAGACGUACAAUUCGCAGAAUACAUUCCAAUUGACCGUCAAGGGCAGCCAGAAGACGACGUACAUCUACAUGGGUGACAGCUGGGAUUCGAAAGGCGGGCCAGACUCGAACUACGUCUGGCUUCCCAUGAAUGUGGAUACGAAUAGUAAGCGUAUCACUCUGGAGUAUCACGCUCAGUGGAAGAUUGACGUCAACACUGGCGUCGUGUCGUUCCCGAGCAAGAAGAGACGCUACGAAGCUGAACAUGCCGAGAUCGUGGGCCGUGCCGCUGUCACGUCAUGCGAGCAUUGUCUUUCCAAACGGGGAGUCCAUAAAAUUACUCCCGAUUCCCAGGUCGUCUUCUAUAAUGUUACUGGUCUCGGGGGCCGCCAAUGGGUGCAGUUCCACUACCGCGUUAAAGAUCUGGAGUCUGGGGAGGCUUAUGUGAAUGUCAAUGGUGGACCUGCUGUCAACAUUUCGUCAUUGAAUCACCGUGCAGGGCAUCAUGAUGUUGUGCCUGUCGCUCUGGACCUCGAAGAAGGUGCGGUGAAUAAGAUCACUUUUGGCGUCAGUGGACGCAAUCAAGCGGAGGACUUGGGUGUCAUCAUUGAUGGCAUAGAAGUCGUGGAGGAUUAG